Molecule: messenger RNA, 937 nt
Organism: Drosophila obscura
Lineage: Eukaryota; Metazoa; Arthropoda; Insecta; Diptera; Drosophilidae
Exons: 3
Coding region: 1-879 (292 amino acids)
Source: RefSeq, a predicted model, not a curated record
AUGCAAUUGUUGGUUGUGUUGCUGCCGUUGCUGCUGCUGCUGCUGCUGCUGGAUGGCUCGGGUGUUUCAGCUCUGCGUUGUUAUACCUGUCAGGACUGCGAUGAGACGGCCAAGCUGAGCGAGAUGGAGGUGUGCAGUGGCUCGCCCACGUCAGCGAAUGCUGAUGGAAUGUUGAUGGCUGCCAUUCCCAGUCAGAGCCCCAGUGUGGGUCCUGCUGCCAUUCCAGGCACAGGUUCAGCUCCAGCCCCAGCUCCAGCCCAAGUCCCAGCUCCAGCCCCCGCCCCCUCUGCCACUGCUCCUGCUGCUGCUUCGGCUAGUGCUAGCGAGGACGAGGAUGAGGACUAUGAGGACAGCGAUGAGUCAGCUCCAAAUGCGCCACUCUCCCCCAUAGGCAUAGGAGCAGCUGCUGCAGGAAAUGGAAUUGGAGGAGCAGCAGUUGCUACAGGGACUGUGGCAGGUGCUGGUGCUGUUGCUGGUGCUCCUGCAACCGGAACCGGAGUUAAGCCCGGUGCUGCAGCCCCUGUCGACAGUGAUGGCGACGAGGAUGAAGACGAGGACGAGGACGAUGAUGAUCGACGCAGGCGUAGAACCGCCAGACAGGUGGCUGACAUUGCCGUCUGCUACACAGUCAGGCUCCAACGUAACGAUACAGUGAUCACUAAUCGUGGCUGCACCAUGGUCCGGUCGAGCAAUCAGUCUGCUGCCUGUGAUGCGCUCUUCGAGAACUGGAGCAUUGUGGGCUGUGAUCUGUGCGAGGGGAAUGGCUGCAAUGAACCCAGUCAUAUAACCAUCGGAUCACUGAAUGCAUCUGGCUCAAGGUCGACGUCAGCACAGUGGACAAUUUCAGCACUGACGCUACUGGCGAUUAUUGUGGCCUAAAGUGUGAAGUGGAGGCGCGCGAUUGAUACCGAAAUACAUCAAAUAUAUGGCCCCAAAA